Messenger RNA from Planococcus citri (citrus mealybug), 1611 nucleotides. RefSeq names its product myrosinase 1-like. Lineage: Eukaryota; Metazoa; Arthropoda; Insecta; Hemiptera; Pseudococcidae. Gene Ontology annotation, molecular function: beta-glucosidase activity. The coding region runs from base 168 to 1478 and encodes 436 amino acids. Gene Ontology annotation, biological process: carbohydrate metabolic process. The transcript is spliced from 11 exons. The record is from RefSeq and is a predicted model, not a curated record.
AAAAAAAAAAGAAUUGUCAAACUAGUGACGACUUUAAUCCAUUCAACAUGUCUGGUGCGUUUCCUAAAGAAUUUUUAUUCGCGACAGCUACCUCAGCGUAUCAAAUCGAAGGAGCAUGGAAUGAAGACGGAAAAGGAGAAAAUGUAUGAGAUCGAAUAAUACAUACAAUGCCGCAUAUGGUCAAGAAUCGGGAUAAUGCAGAUGUCGCCUGCGACUCUUAUCAUUUAUAUAAAGAAGAUGUCAAAUUAAUAAAGGAUGCUGGAUUUAAUAUCUAUCGAUUUUCCAUAAGUUGGACUCGUAUACUACCGAACGGUGAAAUCACCUUGAUCAACCAAAAAGGCGUUGAUUAUUACCAUAAGCUGAUAGAUGAGUUGAUAAAAAAUAACAUUCAGCCGAUGGUAACAAUGUAUCAUUGGGAUUUACCCCAAAAAUUGCAAGAUAUCGGAGGAUGGGCCAAUCCACUGAUCGUCGAUUACAUGGAGGAUUAUGCUGAUUUACUUUUUCAACUUUAUGGCGAUAAAGUAAAAUGGUGGAUUACCAUAAAUGAACCAUUUCGAGUAGCAGAAGGUUAUGAAACUAAUCGUUUCGCACCUGCAUUGAAUCUACAAUCAUCGAUAAUGUAUAUUGUGAUGCAUCAUGCUUUAAAAGCGCACGGUAGAAUAUUUCAAUUAUAUAAUAAGAAAUAUCGCUCAAAACAAAAUGGGAAAGUGAGUCUCUGCUUGGAGUGCAAUCAUUAUGAAGGAAAAACGAAAUCUAAAGAAGAUAUUGAAGCAGCUAACAGAGCUAUCCAAUUCCAGUUGGAUAUGUUUACCCAUCCGAUCUACAGCAAUGAAGGCGGAUAUCCAAAAAUAGUACAAGAUAUGGUCGAUGAGAUUAGUAAAAGAGAAGGUCGAAAACGAUCGAAAUUACCUGCAUUCACAAACGAAGAAAUACAAUCAUUAAAAGGAGCAAAUGAUUUUUUCGCUUUGAUGAAUUAUACAACGCAAUUAUGUACUCCGAAAUUUUCACAAUAUACCAACGCACUAACUAAACCUACUGGCUCAUUUCAUGAUGAUAUUAACGCGACGUACUCCUCUGAUCCUCAAUGGCCCAGUAGUACAACACCAUGGUUAAAAGUGGUUCCUUAUGGAUUACGAGAACUGUUGAAAUAUGUCAAGAAUACGUGCAACAAUCCUCCUGUGUUUAUUAAUGAAAACGGAUAUGCUGAUGGUGGAGAAUUAAAUGAUAAAGACAGGAUUUCCUACCAUAGAGAGUACUUGAAAGAAGUCCUUAAUGCGAUGAAUAACUACCAGUGUAACGUUAUAGGGUAUACAGCAUUUUCAUUAUUGGAUAAUUUUGAAUGGUUUUCAGGAUACAGGGUACGGUUUGGUAUCGUUCACGUGAAUUUUAGCGACGAAAAAAGGAAACGUACUCCGAAAUCGAGUUAUAAUUUUUUCAAACAACUCAUUCAAAGCAGAACAAUACCAGCCAAUCAAUGAUAUCAAUUAUUACCGUUUUUCAUGAACAUUGAACGUAUUUCAGAAAUUAUUUGUUGAAAUGUUAAGAAAUUACCGUAGAUACCUAUGUAUGUAGUACCUAAUUACCUACCUAGAUAUUAAAAUGCAAUUAUUU